CGGCUCUCUAACUAUUGCUUAGUAUUUGUUAAUACAAUCAUUGUUUGAAUACAUAGAUAUCGUAACCAUUAGUGAAGGGAUGGGAAUGAGUGUCAAAAACAACACAUCAUAUCAUAUGAAAUGUAAACACAAACCGAUUGACUGACUAUUGACUGACAUAUUGAUUGUUAGCCGAAGUGGACACACAAUGGGAGCCAUUAUGUCGCUGUCGAUAUCGCCGUUAUCACCGAUUCUCCAGUUUAUGGCCCUAUCGUUGGUGUCCAUCAUUCUUACGGUUCUCAUUCCGUUCACAAAAGUGGAGGAAUCGUUUGCCAUUCAAUCGAUUCACGAUUUCAUAUAUUUGAGUGAACCAAACAAUUUGGUCCAACUGUUUGGCCAUUUAUGGCAUUUUCCCGAUUACCACAACUACAGCAACGGUGUCGACCUUUUGCACAAACUUCUUGAUUUGAAUAACCAUUCGUUACGGAAUUGGGAUCACAAAGACUAUCCCGGUGUAGUUCACCGAACAUUUAUAGGUCCGGCGUUUGUGUCCGCACUCACCAAACCGUUUUCGCUGUUGAUUCAAUCGGACGACAAGUUUUUCGUCCAAACGAUGGCCCGAGUGUUGCUUUCGCUGUCAGUGAUGUAUUCGUUUUCGGUGUUCGGUCGGUCCAUUCAAUUGCGUUACGGAGCGACCAGUCGUCGGGCGCUUUCGGUUCUUACGUUAACUCAGUUUCACUUUCUAUUCUAUUCUUCACGAACUCUUCCCAAUACAUUCGCGUUAAUUGCUGUUAUGAUAGCGUACGCCAAAUGGUUGGACAAAAAGUGGAAUCAAUAUAUCUUUAGCGUCGCCUUCACUGUCAUUGUUCUGCGCGUCGAAACCAUCAUUUUGUUUGCUUGGAUUACACUUUACGAACUCAUAAUCACAAGAGAACUGACUUUUGGAAGACUCAUCAAAGUUGGAAUUCCGUCGGGAAUCAUAUCUUUAGUCAUAACUGUUGUCUUUGAUUCGUAUUUAUGGGCCAAACCUUUGUGGCCCGAAGGCGACGCUAUUUUGUUCAAUAUUGUGGAGAACCGAUCGCACGAAUGGGGAACUCAGCCUUUCUUCUGGUACUUCUAUUCAGCGCUUCCACGAGCGAUGCUUCUGACACUUAUUUUUGUGCCAUUUUGUUGCAAACAAAUGCUGAAGACUUUGGCCUCAAUUGUGUUUUUAUAUUUGAUUUCCUAUUCAUUUCUUCCGCAUAAAGAGUUGCGUUUUAUUAUUUACGUCAUUCCUCUUCUGAACGCUUGUGCGGCCAAUACUAUUGCUGUUGUUAUUGAGAAGUUUGAAGAUUCGGUGACAAAGAAGAACGAGUCUUAUCUUAUCGGUCGGAUUUGGAACUACUUUUGGCCGAAUGACGUCAACUCUUCCAAUGGAAAUCUGGUUAAAGAUGAGAACAAAUACGACGCCAUUCCCACAAAUAAUCGCAGUCUUCGGCGACGCGGCAAACAUUCGGUUGAAGAAGAUUUGGACCAACAAUACGAAAAGAUUACUCAACAACAACUGCUUCAAAGCAGUGACAAGUGUUCGGCGCCCAAUGGAUGGGCAAUGACUUUGGCGUUUGUAGUCAUGGCUAUUCAUGUCUGGUGUAAUGUGGCCGCAACUGUCUUCAUGUCAUUGGCCGCGUGGCACAACUAUCCGGGCGGAGAAGCCGUCUCGUGGCUCAACCGACAUAUCACGACAAUCGACAAUUAUCACGAACGCUCAACAGUUGGCGUCUAUGUCUGCAAUUUGGCCGCUCAGACGGGAUUCACACGAUUUCUCGAAUUGGACGGCAUUUUCUAUGACAAACAACCGAAACUGGUCGAUGAAACCUUUGUUCGAUUUGCAGUCACUUAUUUGGUACUCGAGAAGAGCGACGUUCAAUCAUUGCAGUCGCGCUGUUCGGGAACCGGUUCGGAUGUCAGUUGUCAUAUCGGGAAACACAUUCGCAACUGUCGGAUAAUGAAAUCCAUUACCGGCUUUAAUGGUCUCGACUUUUCUCUAUCCAAACAAGUUGUGAUUAAAACAGCGCCAAUGCUUUGGAUAUUUCGCUGUCAAAAGUGACACUCAAACUGACAUUCAUUGUUCUCAAUGAAUCCAUUUUUUUUGGCAAACAUUGAUUGAUUAUAAUAUGUUACGAAUCAGUACUGAAAUGAAUUAUUUUUUGAAAAACUAAAAUUGAAGCGUUUAUUUGAUCUCAAACCAGUCAUAAUUGUUUUGUGAUAUAUUUGCAGUUUUUCUCCUAAUUUAUUGACAAAAAAUAAGAGUUUAGUCUAAUUGU
Oppia nitens is the source of this 2282-nucleotide messenger RNA. RefSeq names its product probable Dol-P-Man:Man(7)GlcNAc(2)-PP-Dol alpha-1,6-mannosyltransferase. The transcript has 4 exons. Gene Ontology annotation, cellular component: endoplasmic reticulum membrane. The record is from RefSeq and is a predicted model, not a curated record. Gene Ontology annotation, biological process: protein N-linked glycosylation. NCBI's taxonomy places the organism in Eukaryota, Metazoa, Arthropoda, Arachnida, Sarcoptiformes, Oppiidae. Gene Ontology annotation, molecular function: alpha-1,6-mannosyltransferase activity. Bases 188 to 2065 code for a protein of 625 amino acids.